Penicillium vulpinum is the source of this 477-nucleotide messenger RNA. Its product is annotated as RlpA-like double-psi beta-barrel domain-containing protein. The record is from RefSeq and is a predicted model, not a curated record. NCBI's taxonomy places the organism in Eukaryota, Fungi, Ascomycota, Eurotiomycetes, Eurotiales, Aspergillaceae. The coding region runs from base 1 to 477 and encodes 158 amino acids. The transcript is spliced from 2 exons.
AUGAAUCCCAACGUAAUCUUCGCGCGCAAGGCCAUCGCUAUGAUCGUAUUGCUCUUCAUGGGGUUGGCCGUUGGUGCUCCCAUGGAUUCUAACGAAGCCAUCACUUCCCAUGAUCCCAGCAAUCCCAGCCAGGGGAACAACACUUACAGUCCCAUCGUGGGCCAGGCCUAUGGCGGUGAUCUAACCUGGUAUGAAACCGGGCUGGGAGCAUGCGGCUGGUACAAUAACGGGGGAGACUACGUCUGUGCCGUGUCUCGUAUUGUCUUUGACCAUGCGAAUGUCGAUGGCAACCCAAACCACAAUCCCCUUUGUGGUCGACGGAUCCACAUCCAGCGAGGUGGCAACGGCAUAGAUGUCACUCUCGUGGAUCGUUGUGAGGGAUGUGCAGAGUUUGACAUCGAUGUUACCCGUAGUGUUUUCCAACAACUCGGUAACCUCGAUGAGGGCCGGGUGCACACUGAGUGGUGGUGGAUCUAG